This is a messenger RNA of Branchiostoma belcheri (Belcher's lancelet), 2542 nucleotides long. RefSeq names its product transmembrane protein 179B-like. NCBI's taxonomy places the organism in Eukaryota, Metazoa, Chordata, Leptocardii, Amphioxiformes, Branchiostomatidae. Bases 285 to 980 code for a protein of 231 amino acids. The transcript has 6 exons. The record is from RefSeq and is a predicted model, not a curated record.
GUGAAGUGAUGCGUGUCGAUCACCCUGACCCGAAGACCCGGAAGUGAUCUCGGCAGCAAAACACAGCCGGUGGACCCGAGCUAUGGUGCGAUUUUUCCCGAACGUCGAUCACGUCUUGCCAAACCUUUCGCUAAUCAUCUGUCAUGCUUAAGGUCGUGUAGUGUCACGGUCAAGGUUAAGUUGGUGGGUAAAUGACGUCAUUUUGACAGGUGACAACACAGGUGUCAGAUGUUCAACGCACAAGCCAGGCAAGCAAGGCGCCGAUAACGUAAGGUUUUUGCAGGAUGGCGUGUCCCCACUUUGCUAAGGUCCUGGGAGUGGUGCAGGCGCUGUGUGUGGUGUGUGGCAUCAUCGUGGCCUGUAUCCUCACCAUCAGUAGAAGCGACGCCGGACAGAGAUGUCUGCUGUUCGGUAACUUCAACCUGGACUCCCAGUCUCAGGUGUAUGGCAGUGACAGUGUGUGUAGCUACUGCCUGUACCAGGCCCUGGUGACCUCCGCUGCAGCCCUGCUCCUCAUGCUGGUCAGCUGCAUCGCCUCUGUCCACUAUGAAGUCUGGUGGCAGUCUGCCCAGAUGGUGGUGUGUCUGCUGGGCUGCCUGGCCAGCCUGGUGGCAGCCGUUACCCUGACAACUGGCUACCAGGACUGGUGCCAACACCUGCUGGAGGGACAGAGCAGACAGGUGAGGCAACAUACAGCUGUAGACAGCUGUGAGACGGCUGCUUCUGAGUAUGACACUUCCAGCGGGCACUCUGUUAUGUUGGUGUUCUUCAGAAAUAUGCAGGCGGCACAGAGUUUUGGCUGGGUGCUGUUCCUGGUCUGGGCACUGACCACCUCUAUGGUGACGGUCCAGUGUUUUGUCGUCUCCAGAAAACGAGAGUACGACCUCGCGCUGCCCGAGUCUGAGGGGGGCGAUGAGAGAAGACCGCUCAUCUGGGGGGAGAGACGCAGGCUGCAGAUCGUACAGGAUCCCACGGAGUAAGGACUCUGAUCUACGGAUCCUACAAAAUAAAGAUCCUGGAUCCAAUGGAGCAAAGACUACAUAUCCUGUGGAUCCCAAGGAGUAGACUUCAAAUCCCACAGGAUCCCACAGAGUAAAUACUACAGAUAUCACAGUAUCCCCAGUAAAAGUGAAUAUCCUUCAGGACCCAUGUAGUAAUAACUACAAAUCUUACAGGAUCGAAGAGUAAAGUCUAAUGAUUCUGUCGGAUCCCACAGAGUAAAGGUUGCAGACCCCACAGGAGUGAAGAGACUACAGAACCAAAUAUCUGUUCCAUUCUGGCUGAAAGUCAGCAUUUUGUGUACUUUUCAGAAGAUCACACAGUGAACAUUCGUGAUCAAAAUGUUGCCACACCAGAAUCAAGCUGGAGAAAAUGAAUGCCAUUGAGUAUCUUAUGGUUUGAGAGUUUGUCAUAAUAUGUUUCUAAAAAUUCUUUUUUUAAAUAUAAUAUUAUACUGAAUAGUCUACUAUUACAGAUUGUAAAUGUUCUGUCUUGUAAAAAGGAAGCAAUAUAUGUACAUAUUUGACUGAUUUUGACAUUUAGAUUCUGAUAUGGUACCAUGUGAACAGUUGUAGUAUUGUGGUGCUCAUGUUAUUUUGCAUUACAUGUAGUUUAAAGAUGAGAAAAAAAGGAUACAGACCAAUUUACCACUGUACAGAAACUUAGCAGCAACAGUAUUAUACGUACAUGAUGCAUGUAUAUUCAAGAAGCAUUUUUUAUAAAUGAACUUUAGUACAUGUACAUAAUCAGCAACAAGUCAUAGAAAAUUUGAAGACGUAAAACUCCCAAUGUUGAAUUGAAAAUUGUUUGCAAAUAUCGGUACUGAAAACAUGACAUAUAUUUUAUGGUAUGUGAGUGCAGAAGUGGUGUAAAUCACUCAUAACCAACCUUCUGUACUUGUAAUAGGUAAGAUCCUAGAGUUAUGAAUUCAGGAAAAUAAGACUGAAUGUAGGAUGAGGUACUUCUGUCAGACAUGCGGGUAAUAAUUAAUGGUUGACAGAGGAAACCAUCAACAUUGUACCACUAUUGUUCUACAUAUGUCUGUCUGUUUCUUGGAAUGCUAAAGAUGAAGAAGAACAAUAAAGACAGAGCCUGAGGACAAGGUGUAGGCAAGGAUAUAUAUAUAUAAUGUCCUUGGUGUAUGCCAUGGAACACACCUUCUCUGGUUUGGCAGUUCUCCCAUAUUGCAAUGUCUAACCUGAGUUUGUACUGACUGACUUGAAUGGACAAUCACUGCGAAACAUGUGGUUCUUGAGUUUAGAACUGUUUGUGUUUUUAUUGUUUUAUUUAUGAAUUACCACAGCCAUGGCCAUCUGUGGUGAUUUUUUUAGUCCAUUUCUUACUGUUGUGCAAUUUCAACAAAAAAUGUAGAGAGACAAUAGCAAUAACUGCUCCAAUACUGUAAGAUGUGCAUAUAUCUUCAUCAGGUUGCUAUCAUGCCAUUUGAAUGUUAAGUCUUAUAACACAACCAAACAUCAAUGCAGAGUCUGCAGACAGUUGAACAAGUUGUCAAUAAACAGGUGUAACCUUAAGAAGGCAUGUU